AUGGGUAAUCAAAUGCAGGGCUGGAAUAUAGCCCAUCACCUAGAGAAGCGAAAGCUUCUUAUCGCCAUCAAUUGCGUGGCUGGUCUCUCCAUCUUCUUCUUCGGUUAUGACCAGGGCAUGAUGGGUGGCGUGAACAACGCCAGUGAUUAUCUUGAACGGAUGGGCAUCGGCUACGGGGCCGACAUAGAUGGCGAUAAAAAUGUCCCGGUCGUCACCGAUAGUCUUCUGCAGGGAGGGAUUGUCUCCGUCUAUUACCUGGGCACACUGGUUGGUGCUCUCUUUGGAGGUUGGAUCGGUGAGGAAAUCGGACGCUUAAAGACCAUUGCAGUGGGAUGCGUGUGGGCCAUCAUAGGGGCUGCCUUGCAAACCUCGGCAAUGAACCAUGAGUGGAUCAUCUGUGCUCGUCUCAUCAAUGGAAUUGGCACUGGCGUCCUUAAUGCUAUUGUUCCCGUGUGGGCCACCGAGACGGCGGAGCAUACCUCUCGGGGUCAGUUCAUCGCGAUCGAAUUCACGUUGAACAUUUUCGGUGUCGUAGUUGCAUAUUGGCUGGAAUUUGGCCUCUCCUUCAUUGACGGAGGACGGUCUGCGUUCCGCUGGCGGUUCCCCAUCGCUUUCCAGAUAAUCCUCUUGAUCUUAUUGCUCGCUGUGGUAUGGUUCUUCCCAGAGUCGCCCCGAUGGCUAGUCAAAGUAGGCCGUAAAGAGGAAGCACGCUAUAUCCUUGGCCGAUUGAGGGGUACCGGCCCUGAGGAUGGAAACAAGGCAGAGGCCGAGUUUCAAGACAUCUGCAAUGUUGCCGAUCUAGAGAAAUCGCAGGCCUAUAGCACCUCGUAUUUCUCCAUGAUCACCGGGAGAGGGUCCGGCGAUCUCCACAUUGGCCGCCGGGUGCAACUGGUCGUGUGGCUGCAGAUUAUGCAGGAAUGGGUCGGGAUUGCUGGCGUGACUAUCUAUGCUCCGGUAAUCUUUCGGAUGGCUGGGUUCGACACCGAGAAGAGCCAGUGGGUUAGUGGUUUGAACAAUAUCUUUUAUAUGUUCGCAACCUUGAUCUGUGUCUUUACCCUUGACAAGAUCGGCCGUCGGUGGACCCUGUUCUGGGGCUCUGCAGGACAAGGCAUUGCCAUGUUCCUUGCCGGAGGGUUCUCCUAUCUCUGUGCGCAUGCAAAUGCCGCAGGAGACAGCAGUAAGGCUUCUUCAUAUGGUGCUGCCGCUGCAUCCAUGGUUUUCAUUUUCACCUUCAUCUUUGGUGCCACCUGGUUGACGGUACCGUGGUUAUAUCCUGCCGAGAUCUUCCCUCUUGCUGUCCGUUCCAAGGGAAACGCGUGGGGAGUAGUGGGGUGGAGUAUCGGGAAUGGCUGGCUAACCCUUCUCUGUCCCAUCAUGUUUUCUAACAUUGGAGAGAAAGCCCUUUACGUCUUUGGCAUCGCCAAUUUUAUAUCCAUCCCCAUGGUGUAUGUGUUUUACCCCGAGUCUAAUCAGCGAACACUGGAGCAGAUCGACCUUUUGUUUGCAGCCAAGACUCCUUGGGUAUGGGAUGCGGAACGGAAUUUCCAAGCGCUGGUGGAAACGAACCCAGAACUUACGCAGGCAGCAAGAGCCCAUCAGCGGCCUGCGGAUGUGGAAGCAAAGGUCAUUGAUCAGGGCGACAAAGCCGCAUCAGAACAUGUGUCGGGCUGA
This is a messenger RNA of Aspergillus tanneri, 1671 nucleotides long. RefSeq lists its product as uncharacterized. The coding region runs from base 1 to 1671 and encodes 556 amino acids. Gene Ontology annotation, biological process: transmembrane transport; carbohydrate transport. Gene Ontology annotation, molecular function: carbohydrate:proton symporter activity. The record is from RefSeq and is a predicted model, not a curated record. Gene Ontology annotation, cellular component: membrane. The transcript is spliced from 7 exons. NCBI's taxonomy places the organism in Eukaryota, Fungi, Ascomycota, Eurotiomycetes, Eurotiales, Aspergillaceae.